Molecule: messenger RNA, 3560 nt
Organism: Cyprinus carpio (common carp)
Lineage: Eukaryota; Metazoa; Chordata; Actinopteri; Cypriniformes; Cyprinidae
Product: 85/88 kDa calcium-independent phospholipase A2-like
Biological process (GO): cardiolipin acyl-chain remodeling; positive regulation of ceramide biosynthetic process
Cellular component (GO): mitochondrion
Molecular function (GO): protein binding
Source: RefSeq, a predicted model, not a curated record
GAACUCGGUUACUGAUUGGCUUCUACGUCUGUCGGUCAAGCUCACACAAGGUUGGUUGUGACGCAGUGAUUGUUGACGUGCCCCGUCAAAAGUCAGCGAUCUGCUGAAUCUGUACAUCCAUAACCGAACGGGAUAAUGAAAUAACGAAAAGGUCACCAUGCAGUUCCUGGGCCGUAUAAUCAAUACGGUGAGCUCCGUGACGACUCUGUUCUCCAACCCGUACCGUGUGAGGGAUGUGCAGCUGUCGGAUUAUAAUGGCAAAGUGCUACUGAAACAGGAGGGCAGACUGGUCCUGUACAGGAACCAACAGAGCCGUUCAUGGGACUGCCUGCUUCUCUGCCCUGAAUCUCCAUCUGUGGCUCUGAGGAUGUUCCAGGUUGCUUCGGAGGAAGACGCCAUGAAUUGGUUCCCUCAGUACGCCCUCAAACUCCGCCCAUUUUAUGAGAUGCUCCGCCCACCGCUGAAACCUGAAACGUUCCAGCCAAUCGUAGACUGCAUGCGGAAUCACCCCGACUGGAGCUCGGCUCACGUCGCUGUGGAUACUGGACUGAGAGACUGUCUCAAACACAAUUACGUUUUGAGUCAGAUGAAUGCCCGUGACGCCCAGGGUCAGACCCCGCUGCACCUGGCGUGCGAGAGAGGAGAUGUGGGCUGCGUGCGUGAGCUCCUGGAAGAGUGUCAGGCUCGCACAGACAUUAAGGACAAGAACGGAGAGACGCCCAUGCACUGCGCUGCUAAACAAGACUCUGCUGGUGUUAUAGAGGUUUUGUGUGCACAGAUGUGCAUGGGUGUGAAUGAGCUGAACGCCGCCGGGGAAACACCUAUACACAUUGCAUGCCGUCUCGGGAGGGUCGAGGCGGUCAAGGGCCUGCUGGGGGGCGGAGCCCGUUGUGACAUCAUGGGAAGCAAUGGCUAUCCAAUCCACACCGCCAUGAAGUUUAGUGAGAAAAGCUGUGCCGAAGCAAUUUUAAACACCAAUCCAAAUCAACUUCUGGCGGAGGAUCCGAUUUAUGGAGGAACGCCUCUUCACUGGGCCAAGACUGCCGAGAUGAGCCGUGUGCUGCUGGACCGAGGAUGUAAUAUCAACUACCUGAGCAAGACUGGAGAGAGUCCGUUACACAUCCUGACCAAGAGGGGGCGCUUUGAGGCCGCGAUGACAUUGCUGACACAUGGAGCCGACCCCAACAUUAAGGGUCAGGAUGGAAACACAGCACUGCACCUCGCCAUGAAGUUGGACCACAUGGACCUGAUCAAAGCUCUCAUGGUGUUUGGAGCAGAUGUUGAAGUUCACAAUGACCUGGGAGAGACACCGGGACUCAUCGCAGCCCGUACCAGCAAGGGGCCCAACCGUAAGGUGCUCUUGAACAUGCUGUGUAGUGUAGGGGCUGAGCGGUGUAACCCCCCCUCCCUCAACAGCCCUAUCCUCAGUGACAACAAAGCUCCUCCUCCUGGCAUAGGGUUUGAUGACAUCAUGCACGUGGCGGUAGCUGUCACGGCCAUGAGUCGUGGCUUUGCAGAGGUCGAUGGGCUCCAGACAGGAAGCAAGAAAAUGGACAGAUUGCUGUGUCUAGAUGGUGGUGGAAUAAAAGGACUGGUUCUGAUCCAGAUGUUGAUCGCUUUGGAGAAAGAAGCAGGACGGCCCAUCAGGGAACUCUUUGACUGGGUGUCUGGGACUAGUACUGGCGGCAUACUGGCCCUAGCUAUUGUACACGGUAAAUCGAUGGAGUAUCUGCGCUGUCUGUACUUCAGGAUGAAGGAACAGGUAUUUAAAGGUUCUCGGCCGUAUGAGUCUGGCCCUCUGGAGGAAUUUCUCAAGAAUGAGUUUGGAGAAAAUACCAAGAUGACGGAUGUCACUCACCCCAGAGUAAUGGUGACUAGCGUUCUUGCAGACAGACAUCCUGGUGAACUGCAUCUGUUUCGUAAUUAUGACCCACCAGCCCUGCAGAGAGACCCUCCGUACACAUCUACAGCCAAAUUUCAACCCCUUACUGUGCCGAAGGGGUGGGAGGAUGAAGAUCUUUUGGUAUUAGGAUAUACUCGACCUCCCAGAAAGCGUAGGAAGGUGACCGAUGAAGAGCAAUUAGUUUGGCGUGCCGCCCGAUCCAGUGGAGCUGCUCCCACUUACUUUCGACCAAUGGGCCGUUUUCUGGAUGGAGGGCUGCUGGCCAAUAAUCCAACGCUAGAUGCCAUGACAGAAAUACACCAGUACAACAAAGCCCUGAAGGCACAGGGCCGUGAAUCAGAAGUGUGCAGGUUAGGUGCGGUCCUCUCAUUGGGCACCGGUAAACCUCCUCAGGUGGCGGUGAACUCUGUGGACGUUUUCAGGCCUUCAAAUCCACUGGAGCUGGCCAAGACGUUCUUUGGGGUCAAAGAGCUGGGCAAGAUGCUUGUGGACUGUUGUACAGACUCGGAUGGUUGUGCAGUGGACCGAGCCCGAGCGUGGUGUGAGAUGGCCAAUAUAAACUAUCACAGGUUGAGUCCUCAGCUGUCUCAGGAGGUGAUGCUGGAUGAGGUCAGUGACGCUGUGUUAGUUGACAUGCUGUGGGAGACUCAGAUGUACCUGUAUGAGCACAGAGAUGUGCUGCAGACCCUCUGCCAGCAGCUACUGCAGCACUGACAAUAGCUUCCAGACUGAAGGCGAUGAAGAGGGUUUUGGUGGCUUCAUAUGCAUAAAUGAUUUAUCCUAUACAAUUAAUGAAUCUGAUUACAGUAGUGUGUGUACAUUGUUGUGACGUUCAAUUAAUUUAAAGGUGCUGUAUGUAAGUUUUUGACUCUAUUAAAACAUGAAAAUACCAUAAUAUGUUUGUAGAUAAAUCCCUUGUGCGGUCUUCGGUCACUUUUGACUGGAGAAUUUUACAUUUUGAAUUUUCAAAAAUUGGAGCUUCACCAGAAUGGUACGAAACUUGGUGACUUUUAUGGCACUUGGUAGGUGAACACACACACAAAAAAUUGAGGGCAUGAUUUGAAAAAGCUAAGUGGUUGUAAAAAAAAAAAAAAUUGUCACACACGGUCUUUGGCCAAAAAUGACUGAUCAUAGGAAAUGAAUGGGAAAUUGGGAAAAAAUAGAAAAUACAGAACAAUCCCCCACAGUGCAGAAAAAAAUUGAACAGCAAUGAAGGGGUGUAACUCUUAAAACAUUUAGAAAGCAAAAUCAACUCACUAACUCGCACAUGCACGUACACAAACACCUAUUAACUCGUAUGGCUGUAACACUGCAACUAUGUAAAGUAAAAUCAAUAAUUCAACUACAAUGCAGUAAAAAAGUGGACAGCAAGGAAGGGGUUACACUCUAAAACAUCAAGUGUGUAAAACAGAUACAUCCACUCACACACACUUACUUACACACACUCCCAGACACACACAUACAGCAUUAUACAUGCUAUAACCAUAUAGCCAAAAUAUGUCAGAAGAUUGAAAUAAGAGGGUAAAAUCAGAUCAGACCCAGAAGGAUUAAGCUCUGAUAAAGCUCAUUUUUGUUGAAUUUUUAUAGAAUUUUUAUGUUUUGUGUAACAAAAUGCUUUCUGUGUUCAGGUUUGAAUGUAGUAAUAAUAAUGCAGAAA